Zonotrichia albicollis (white-throated sparrow) is the source of this 8167-nucleotide messenger RNA. Lineage: Eukaryota; Metazoa; Chordata; Aves; Passeriformes; Passerellidae. The record is from RefSeq and is a predicted model, not a curated record.
UAGCCUGAAAGUCAAGGGAAGAGGAGCAUCCAGCCUGAGCUGUGCUGGACCCCAUCAGGACAUCCCCCAGGCCAGCACUUCAAGCAAUAAAAGUGCUGACCAGGCUGGGGAGACGCCGCUGACCAGGCUGAGCCGGAGCCUGCCCGGCCGGGGCCCAGGGCCUGCGCAGAGGAUGAGGAUCCUUCCCAGCCCUGGAAUGUCUUCGCUGCUGUCCCUCGUGAACGUCCUCUCCGUGCUGCUGAUGGACUGCCUUGCUGAGAGUCCCCCUGUGUUCAUUAAGAAGCCUGUGGACCAAAUUGGAGUGUCAGGAGGGGUGGCCUCCUUCGUGUGCCAAGCCACUGGAGACCCAAAGCCAAGGGUCACCUGGAACAAGAAAGGGAAGAAAGUCAACUCUCAGAGGUUUGAGACCAUUGAGUUUGAUGAGAGUGCAGGAGCUGUUCUGAGGAUCCAGCCCCUGAGGACCCCCCGGGAUGAGAACAUUUACGAGUGUGUUGCUCAGAACCCCCAUGGGGAGGUCACUGUCCACGCCAAGCUCACCGUGCUCCGAGAGGACCAGCUACCCCCUGGCUUCCCCAACAUCGACAUGGGGCCGCAGCUGAAGGUGGUGGAGCGCACGCGGACGGCCACGAUGCUGUGUGCGGCCAGCGGCAACCCCGACCCCGAGAUCACCUGGUUCAAGGAUUUCCUGCCCGUGGACCCCAGCGCCAGCAACGGCAGGAUAAAACAGCUGAGAUCAGGUGGGCUGCAGAUCGAGAGCAGCGAGGAGACGGACCAGGGCAAGUACGAGUGCGUGGCCAGCAACAGCGCCGGGGUGCGCUACUCGUCCCCCGCUAACCUUUACGUGAGAGAGCUACGAGAAGUUCGCCGUGUGGCCCCUCGCUUCUCCAUCCUCCCUGUCAGCCAUGAAAUCAUGCCCGGGGGCAACGUCAACAUCACCUGCGUGGCCGUGGGGUCGCCCAUGCCCUACGUGAAGUGGAUGCAGGGAGCAGAGGACCUGACGCCCGAGGAUGACAUGCCCGUGGGCAGGAACGUCCUGGAGCUCACGGACGUCAAGGACUCUGCCAACUACACCUGCGUGGCCAUGUCCAGCCUGGGAGUCAUAGAAGCCGUGGCCCAGAUCACGGUGAAAUCACUUCCCAAGGCUCCUGGGACGCCAGUGGUGACAGAGACAACAGCAACGAGUAUCACCAUCACCUGGGACUCUGGCAACCCAGACCCCGUGUCCUACUAUGUCAUUGAGUACAAGUCCAAGAGCCAGGACGGACCCUACCAGAUCAAGGAGGACAUCACCACCACGCGCUACAGCAUCGGGGGGCUCAGCCCCAACUCCGAGUACGAGAUCUGGGUGUCUGCAGUGAACAGCAUCGGGCAGGGCCCCCCCAGCGAGUCGGUGGUCACCCGCACGGGGGAGCAGGCCCCUGCCAGUGCCCCCCGCAACGUGCAGGGCCGCAUGCUGAGCAGCACCACCAUGAUCAUCCAGUGGGAGGAACCGGUGGAGCCCAACGGGCAGAUCCGCGGCUACCGCGUCUAUUACACCAUGGAGCCCGAGCAGCCCGUCAGCAACUGGCAGAAGCACAACGUGGAUGACAGCCUGCUGACCACCGUGGGCAGCCUCCUGGAGGAUGAGACCUACACCGUGAGAGUGCUGGCCUUCACCUCCGUGGGGGACGGGCCCCUGUCCGACCCCAUCCAGGUUAAGACGCAGCAAGGAGUUCCCGGGCAGCCGAUGAACUUCCGAGCAGAAGCCAAGACCGAGACGAGCAUUGUGCUGUCGUGGAGCCCCCCACGCCAGGAGAUCAUAGUGAAGUACGAGCUCCUCUACAAGGAGGGAGACCACAGCAAGGAGGUGCUGAAGAACUUCGAGCCCACGACGUCGUUCACGGUGGAAGGCCUGAAGCCCAACACUGAGUAUGUCUUCCGGCUGGCCGCCCGCUCGGCCCUGGGGCUGGGGGCCUUCACCCCGGAGGUCCGAGAGCGCACCUUGCAGUCUAAACCGUCUGCCCCCCCUCAAGAUGUAAAAUGUGUCAGCACCCGCUCCACCGCCAUUCUGGUAAGUUGGCGGCCGCCGCCGGCCGAGAGCCAGAACGGCGUCCUGGCCGGCUACAGCGUCCACUAUCGAGCGCUGGACUCGGAGGACACGGAGCUAAAGGAGGUGAAUGAUAUCCCCCCAACCACCAGUCAGAUCCUGCUGGAGUCCCUGGAGAAGUGGACCGAGUACCGCGUCACCGUGGUGGCUCACACGGAGGUGGGGCCGGGCCCGGAGAGCUCGCCGGUCAUCGUGCGCACGGAUGAAGAUGUGCCCAGCGCUCCUCCACGGAAGGUGGAGGUGGAGGUGCUCAACUCCUCGGCCAUCCAGGUGUUCUGGCGCUCGCCGGUGCCCAGCCGGCAGCACGGCCAGAUCCGCGGCUACCAGGUGCACUACGUGCGCAUGGAGAACGGCGAGGCCAGGGGGCUGCCCCACAUCAAGGACAUCAUGCUGGCUGAUGCCCAGUGGGAAACAGAUGACACUGCUGAAUACGAAAUGAUCAUUGCUGGGCUCCAGCCCGAGACUGCCUAUUCCAUCACCGUGGCCGCCUACACCAUGAAGGGAGAUGGUGCCCGCAGCAAACCCAAAGUGGUCACCACCAAGGGUGCAGUCCCAGGAAAGCCCAUCCUGUCUGUGCACCAGACAGAGGAGAACACCCUGCUGGUGAAGUGGGAGCCGCCGCUGGGCGCCGAGGGCCAGGUGCUGGGCUACCGGCUGCAGUUUGGCCGCAAGGACGUGGCCCCUCUGGCCACGCUGGAGUUCUCGGCUCAGGAGGAUAAGUACAUCGCCAGCAGCAUCCACAAGGGCGCCACCUACAUCUUCAAGCUGGCCGUGAAAAGCCGGGCUGGCUUCGGGGAGGAAGCCGUGCAGGAACUCAGCACCCCCGAGGACAUCCCCAAGGGGUACCCCCAGAUCCUGGAGGCCAGCAAUGUCACGUCCAUGUCGGUGCAGUUCGGCUGGCUGCCCCCCGUGCUGGCCGAGAGGAACGGCGCCAUCGUCAAAUACACCGUGGCCUACCGGGAAGCCGGUUCUCCCGGGAACCUGCUGGAAAAAGAGCUGCCCCCCUCCCCAGAGAACUCGUACACCCUCAACGGCCUCAAACCCAACACCGCCUAUGACGUUAAAAUCCGUGCUCACACCAGUAAAGGCCCCGGGCCCUACAGCCCGACCGUCCAGUAUCGGACGUUCCAGCUGGACCAAGUUUUACCCAAAAACUUCAAGGUGAAGAUGGUGACAAAGACAUCCGUCCUUCUGAGCUGGGAGUUCCCUGAGAAUUACAACUCUCCUACCCCAUACAAGAUCCAGUACAACGGGCUGCACGUCGACGUGGACGGCCGGACCACCAAGAAACUCAUCACGCACCUGAGGCCCCGCACCUUCUACAACUUCGUGCUGAUGAACCAGGGCAACAGCAUGGGGGGGCUGCAGCAGAACGUGGCAGCCUGGACUGCUGCUGACAUGUUGUCCAAGAAGCCAGAGGUGACCCACAAGCCUGAUGCUGAUGGCAACGUGGUGGUGAUUCUCCCUGACGUGAAGAGCUCUGUGCCUGUCCAAGCUUUCUACAUUGUGGUGGUGCCUCUGAGGAAGUCCCGGGGAGGACAGUUCCUCAACCCCCUGGGCAGCCCUGAGGAGAUGGACCUGGAGGAGCUGGUGCAGGACAUCGCGCGGCUGCGGCGCCGGAGCCUGCGGCACUCGCGGCAGCUGGACUUCCCCCGGCCCUACAUUGCCGCCCGCUUCCGCUCGCUGCCCUCCCACUUCAUCCUGGGGGACAUGAAACACUACGACAACUUUGAGAACAGAGCCCUGGAGCCAGGACAGAAAUACGUGCUCUUCAUCCUGGCCGUGCUGCAGGAACCCGAGGCUACCUAUGCUGCCAGUCCCUUCUCUGACCCCAUCCAGCUGGACAACCCUGACCCCCAGCCCAUCAUUGAUGGUGAGGAGGGGCUCAUCUGGGUCAUUGGGCCCGUCCUGGCCGUGGUCUUCAUCAUCUGCAUCGUCAUCGCCAUCCUGCUCUACAAAAACAAACCAGACAGCAAACGCAAAGAUUCAGAGCCACGGACCAAGUGCCUCCUGAACAACGCUGAGAUUGCCCCCCACCACCCCAAGGACCCCGUGGAGAUGAGGAGAAUCAACUUCCAGACUCCAGAUUCUGGUCUGAGCAGCCCUCUCAGUGACCCUGAGUUUGACUUGGAAAGUAUGCUCAGCCACCCACCCAUCCCCGUUUCCGAGCUGGCUGAACACACAGAGCAUCUCAAAGCUAAUGAUAACCUGAAAUUAUCCCAAGAGUAUGAGUCCAUCGACCCUGGCCAGCAGUUCACCUGGGAGCACUCCAACCUGGAGGUGAACAAGCCCAAGAACCGCUAUGCCAACGUGAUCGCCUACGACCACUCGCGUGUCAUCCUGCUGCCCAUCGAAGGAAUUGUGGGCAGUGAUUACAUCAAUGCCAACUACAUCGAUGGGUACCGGAAGCAGAACGCCUACAUUGCCACCCAGGGGCCCCUGCCAGAGACCUUUGGGGACUUCUGGAGGAUGGUGUGGGAGCAGCGCUCAGCCACCAUUGUCAUGAUGACUAAGCUGGAGGAGAAAUCACGGAUAAAGUGUGACCAGUACUGGCCAGGCCGAGGCACAGACACCUACGGGAUGAUCCAGGUGACCUUGCUGGACACCAUUGAGCUGGCCACCUUCUGCGUCAGGACCUUCUCCCUGCACAAGGACCACGGCGUGCCCGAGUACCCCACGCCCUUCCUGGCCUUCCUCAGACGGGUCAAAACCUGCAACCCCCCGGAUGCUGGGCCCAUCGUGGUGCACUGCAGCGCGGGCGUGGGACGCACCGGCUGCUUCAUCGUGAUCGACGCCAUGCUGGAGAGGAUCAAGCACGAGAAGACCGUGGACAUCUACGGGCACGUCACCCUCAUGAGGUCCCAGCGCAACUACAUGGUGCAGACUGAGGACCAGUACAGCUUCAUCCACGAUGCCUUGCUGGAGGCCGUGGCCUGCGGCAACACUGAGGUCCCGGCUCGGAACCUCUACAGCUACAUCCAGAAACUGGCACAGAUCGAGGCCAGGGAGCACGUCACGGGCAUGGAGCUGGAGUUCAAGCGCCUGGCCAACUCCAAGGCCCACACCUCGCGCUUCAUCAGCGCCAACCUGCCCUGCAACAAGUUCAAGAACCGCCUGGUGAACAUCAUGCCCUACGAGACCACGCGGGUGUGCCUGCAGCCCAUCCGCGGCGUCGAGGGCUCCGACUACAUCAACGCCAGCUUCAUUGAUGGCUACAGGCAGCAGAGAGCCUACAUAGCCACGCAGGGGCCACUGGCAGAGACCACCGAGGACUUCUGGAGGAUGCUCUGGGAAAACAACUCCACCAUCGUGGUGAUGCUGACCAAGCUUCGGGAGAUGGGGCGGGAGAAGUGCCAUCAGUACUGGCCUGCAGAGCGCUCAGCACGGUACCAGUACUUCGUGGUGGACCCCAUGGCUGAGUACAACAUGCCCCAGUACAUCCUGAGGGAGUUCAAGGUCACAGAUGCCAGGGAUGGUCAGUCACGAACUGUUCGUCAGUUCCAGUUCACUGACUGGCCAGAGCAAGGUGUGCCAAAAUCAGGAGAAGGUUUCAUCGACUUCAUUGGGCAGGUGCACAAGACCAAGGAGCAGUUUGGCCAGGAUGGCCCCAUCUCUGUCCACUGCAGUGCUGGCGUGGGCAGGACCGGAGUGUUCAUCACCCUGAGCAUCGUCCUGGAGCGGAUGCGCUACGAGGGGGUUGUAGAUAUUUUCCAGACAGUGAAGAUGCUGCGAACACAACGACCUGCAAUGGUGCAAACAGAGGAUGAAUACCAGUUCUGUUACCAGGCAGCUCUGGAGUAUCUGGGAAGUUUUGAUCACUAUGCAACAUAAAAAGCCAUCGUUGUGCAGACUCUACCAACCACUUCAGUCCUGGAAGGCCUCUUCUGACCCAGGAGGAGCGCUUGAACUUACAAAACUGACUCAGAAGAAGAACCUUUUCAUCUGGACAGUGCAUCGGGAGCAGGGGGGAGGAUUGGAAGGAACACCCCUUGGGCAUCUCCACCUUGUGACCUGGCCCUCGCAGGGGCAGCCCGGGAGGGCUGCUCACACCUGCUCUGCAACCUCAGGAGGUGUUCCCUGGGGAGGAUGGAUGGACGGAUGGAUGGAUGGAUGGAUGGAUGGAUGGACAUGGGGAAACUGAUCCAAAAGCUACAACACACCUUGGGAACCGUUUCUGCUGGAGAAGGGAAGGAAAAACCGACUUUGGUUACAUCAUUAGAGUUCAGUUUAUUUACUAAUGUAGUUGGCAGUCUUUAAAGGAAGUCACUUGCAGAAUUGAAGGUGUUCUGUGAAAGAAAAGGAGCUAAAUCUCAACACUUAGGCAGACUUAGGGUCAGGAGUUCUUCUAGCUGGAGUCUUAAUAACCUCAGUAUCAGCAUUGGGAUGAUUCUGGGCUUGCAGGCACCUUGCAAACAUUCACGGGAUGCCCCUGCCACGCCAGAGGUUUUAUAGCUCACGUUUUGAAUACUUGGAACAUUCCUCAUUUCUUCUAAUUCCAAAAUUUUAUUUUUUAGGGUAUUUAAAAGGCUAAAAGAGCGAGUUACAACCCCCAGAGCUGGCUGUGGGGGGUAACCCCUGCCUUGCUUGGGCUGGGGUCUCUGGCUGCUGGGUCUGGGCCCCCUCCCAGCACACCAGGCUUUCCUUGGAGCAGGGUGGGACGAAGGCAGCCCCUUCCCCAGGCUCUUUGCACAUCCACAGCCGUGUCCCCCUGCUCCUGCCAGCAGCAUCUCCCUGCAGGAGCCCCAGAACCCCCUGCAGAAAUUGAUUUCCCAAACCCAGCUGGUUCCUGGUGCCAGCCCCUCGCCUCUGAACUCAGCAGCUCUCGGGAGCUCCUCUCAGGACUGGCCCAGCACCAGGCACUCCUUGCACAUCUCCCACUGUCCCCAACAUGCCCCAGCUGUAAAAGAACUGGGAAAGAUCCAGGAAGGUGCAUCCAAUGGCAAAUACUGUGAGUGGCUUUCUUUAAAGUAUCGAUGUAACUGUAACAAGUGACAUUACCUUUUUUUUAAAUAGUGUAUUUUUUCCUUUUUUUUUUUUUAAAGACAAAGAAUAUCAGUCAAUGAAUUUAAAAGAAAAAUUUGCUUAUUUGUUCAUAUUAUGUUCAAAGACAGUCUAUUUUUUCACUGUAGAAAUGUUACGUGUAAUGGCUGUGAUAUAUAAAAAUGCAGUGCAAAUUGCUACUUCUACAUAUUGCUUUUCUACCAUUUAAAAGGUUUAACUUGCUCAUGUAAGAACAAAAUGUCCUUUCUGAAUUUUUUUUAUUAUUAUUAGUAAUUUUUUUUUUUUUGGGUUCUCUUGUUUUCAAUCACAGACAUAUCCCAGGUCCCUGGAAGGGAGGGAGCAGGAGGUGCAGGGGUGGUGGCAGUGCCAAUUCCCCUUUAGGGGUGGUGGCAGUGCCAAUUCCCCUUUUGGGGUGGUGGCAGUGCCAAUUCCCCUUUUGGGCUGGUGGCAGUGCCAAUUCCCCUCCAGCUGUGGCCACGCAGGGCCAGGGCUGAACUGGGACAUUCAACACCACCAGUGGCUUUUGCUGACUGGAGACAGAAUGAUUUUGGAGCCUUGACACCCAUCAGGUGUUUUACCAUCCCAGGUGUGUUGCAGACCCAGCCUGGCCUCUCUCUGUGCUGCUCGUGGCUCCAGUGCCCAGGAGUUUCAGCAUCCAGAGCUCAGAAUAUCUGAGAAAAGCCACCCUGCCCCAAACUCUGCUCACCUCUGCCCUCUCUUUUUUUUUUUGUUUUAUUUUUCUAGAAGGGGUAAUCAUGGCCAUCAAGUGCUGCCCAGAACCCCCCACACAACCCAUUUCCUGUCUUUAACUGAAAAAAUGAAAAAGAAAAAAAAAAAAAGAACCGACUGAAAGGCUUCUUCGAGAUUUUACUUAUUUGUGUGAAAGUUGCCCAAAUUUCUAAGUAUGUUGCAGCAAAAAUCUUACUGGACAAGUUGGGGGGAGGGGGGAGGUUUUUUUCUUUGUAUGAGAGCAAAGUGCUGUUGCUUUCACACUGUUAUUUCAAACUGAAACAGUAAGUGGUUUUCAUACCACGGUGUAUGUAGAUAUAUUGACUUUGUAUUAAAGGAAGAUUGUCUGAA